AUGUCAGGAAAGAAGGUCAACAUCGCCCAAGGUGGAAUGCGCGGGGAGGCUAAGAAAACGAAGGUUGUCUUCAAGAACGUGCUGGACACACCCUUCAACAUUCAAUGGCCAGAAGUGACGGCGGACAACAACGCGAUCGUUUUAGACACUGUCUGCGACAUGGUCAAGUCGAUCCGCGACUACCAUAAUACUCGGCCGAAGCAAGACGCCAAACCCGACAAGAAACAAAAAAAGUCAUCAGCAAAAGACACGGCAGGAUCUGCCUCGUCAAAACCAUCAACGGCCCUCGCAACUCUCGCCAACUCCUCUCCAUCCGCGACAGCAUCAGAACCAAGUACAGGAACCUCAGCAGAGUCAACAGCACCAGCAAUUCUGAAGUCAACUAUUCUCGGAAUCAACGCGAUCACAAAGGCAUUAGAGCGGUCAAUCCAAGAUCUGGCCGCUCACCCACCACCGACCGCGAUUAUCCUUUGCAAGGGUGAUCUGAUCCCAUCCCACCUGUACGCCCACCUCGGACCUAUGAUCGCCAUGUUACCAGGAGUGCUUCUGUUCCCGUUGUUGAAGGGUUCAGAGCGGAGGUUGAGCGAGGCGUUAGGUCUGCCGGCAGUGGGAGCGCUGGCUAUUCAGUCGACUGAGGGCUCGAGGGAGGCUGAAGAUCUGAUCAUGAUCUUGAAGGGGAUGGUGGAACCGAUGACGGCGUCGUGGUUGCCCAAGGUGACACCAAAGCCGCUAGCGAAGGACAAGUCUCAAAAGCAACCUGCAGCAACAGGGCCGAAAAGCGCCACCACUUCAGAAGUAGGAGCAGGAACAGUAUCAGCAGCAGCAACUGCACCAGUGUCAACAUCAGGAAAGACGACAGAGGCGCCAAAGCCUGCAGUACAACAGGCAGAGUUUAUUGCGACCAGCAUCAAAACUAUCAAGACGACUAUGCCGAUUGUUGUCAAGACGCCCAAACCCGCCCAGACCGACAAUAGCACGACCAACAAAAACAAUAAUAAUAACAAGGGCAAUGGACAAGGACAGCAACAACAGCAACAAAAGCAGAAGCAGCAGCAGAACCAGAGCCAGAGUCAUAACCACAACCCUAAGCAGAAGCAACAGCAGCAGGCGAACCAAGGCAAGAACAAGAAGCCCCCUGUAGAAAGCCUCGACGGCGAUCGCGGUCAAGUCAAGAAGGCCAAAAGCAAUUGA
This is a messenger RNA of Linnemannia hyalina, 1191 nucleotides long. The record is from the annotation of a GenBank genome assembly. NCBI's taxonomy places the organism in Eukaryota, Fungi, Mortierellomycota, Mortierellomycetes, Mortierellales, Mortierellaceae.